This is a messenger RNA of Klebsormidium nitens, 1720 nucleotides long. NCBI's taxonomy places the organism in Eukaryota, Viridiplantae, Streptophyta, Klebsormidiophyceae, Klebsormidiales, Klebsormidiaceae. The record is from the annotation of a GenBank genome assembly.
GGGGAAGGAGCGAGAGCGAGCCACAAGCGACGGGCUGGGAUGACGUCAGCGACGGGCUGCUGAGAGCGCCCGCAGGGGAGGGGCCGGAGCCAAAACGGAUCGGUUUGAGGGGGGUUGCUGCGUCGCAAGAGCGCGUCCCGUCCGGCGGUCCGAACAAGCGGGGUCAACAGGGGGCUUCCGCAGGCGCCGCGUCGCAAGUGACCAUCCUGCAGCGGGAGGCUGGUGGGACCAGUCCUGCUAACGGCGACCGAAUGGCUCCGCAGUCUGCCGGCGAGGGAGUCUCCGGUGUGCGGAUCAGCGGAGAGGAAUCUUCGAUCGGUGGAGUCACAAGCAGGCUCGACGCUUUAAAUAUCGGACAGUCGACAGCCCGAUCUGCUGGCAGGGGGCAACAAAUGGCUGGCAGCCAGCCCCCCCGGGCUCGGGAUGAGGGGACUGGCAGGGGUGGAGGACGGGGCUCGAGACGGCGCGGUCAGGGUCGCGGGCUUGCACCUGACGCUAGUUCCGAUGCAGCUGCCGCCGCCAGUGCCGCCUGGGCCGCCCUUUCUGGAGCCACUCCCGUCUCAAGUUCUGUCCCGCCCACACUAGUUCCGCCCAAGUCGGACGACCUAACGUCAGCACGGCCGACCCGGCAGCCUCGCGACUCCCUACGUGGCCAGGAUGACGUUAACAAGGCGUCAGGAUCCGGCUCCACAAUCCGCUUAAUGCAGCGGCCGGGGGGGCCUACUUCAGACGCUUCCCUGACCGACUCCAUCCAGAAUAGCUCCUUGGGGAUCCCAUCCGGAGGUCAAAUGACGCGAUCGGGAGGCGCGUCGGAGAACGGUCUCGGGAGCGCCAGUGAGGCCCCGUAUCUGCAGCAGUCGACAGGGGCAGCGAGCAAAGGGCAGCCUCGUUUGGGGCGACAGCCUCGGCACCAGGGCCCCUACCAAGCGGGGCGGGGGCGGGGCUCGAACCGUGCGAUGUUGCGGCAGGGGGACGGGCCGAGCAGUGCAGGACAGGGGGUGCCGCUGCGAAGAAGCAGAUGUGGGUUGCCGUUCAGAAGCCGGGGUAACCUGCGGGAGGACUCUAUCGACGCAGAACAAGCUGUGGCCGUGAUCGAAGAGCAAUCACCAGCUGGCUCCGCUCCAACCAAAACGGUGACAGGUGCAGGCUCGUAACAAGCCUCAAAGAGGAAGCGGCAGCAAGCUGACGUUUCUGUGCGCGCACACUUUCGAGCGAAAAGGCCCAUGUCUCCGCAGCCUGAAGUCUGUCAAGAGUAGAGUGAGCAGCUUCAUCAGUCUGCGGGAUGUAGCUCCCUCUGCGGUUUGCACGCCAGUGCUGAGCUUCACAUUCCGGAUGGCUAGCUUCCUUGGGCUGGUUUGCACUGAGACGAUGCUUGAAUGUGCUCGAAGGCACACUGGUAGCUACUGCAGUCUCGGUUCUGGGGCGAAAUUGUUUUCGCAUAAAUGGUUGAUGCUUUGCCUCACCAGGGGGUAGGAGCGAAUUGAGGCCGUGUACCACAGUGCCGAGCAUGUGCCGCAGCACCGUUCAGUACUGCGCAAUUGCAACCGCAAACGGAUUAGGAGAGCUGCUUUCUGAAGUACUAUGCUUACUGUCACAACAUGCCGGUUGGUCAGAUCUUUAUCCGGGUGAGCAAUUUCGUAUGAUAGGCUAACAUGAUCGGGCAACUCUUUCUGCAUGGUUCUUGUUUGGACAGAUUUGAGAUUUCUCUAGUUUACUAAUU